CUCAUACUCUGACCGACCAGAUGUUGUUAACAUAAUUUCUCACUUGGUUCCGUGAAGAAGUCCUCCUCCUUGCCUUUUGCCUCCAAGCACACAGCUUGCCACGGCUUAUCUUCAAGGCCUGUCAGUACAAAGCUUUUUGGGCGCCAUGGGAGCACAUUUGCACAGACAGGAGACUACGUGAUUCGCGCUUCGUGCCUGGCUACUAGUGCCGUGAAAGGACGUCCAACCAUUUCAAUGCGUGGCUUGCGGCAGGGGCUUGCGGUCCUUCUCGCGGUCCUUCUUUGCAUCCGCGACGCCGAGGGUGCAUGCCCUAUCAACCCAGGUUAUAACUUAAUAAAUCCUGGCAAGGAAGUGCCUGCCAGUGCGCUGGUCGUCCGGGCGUCAGCAAACAACAUCACUGCGGCCAGCAUUGCCUGCGGACAACGCCCGGACUGCAGGGGGUUUACCAGCGGUGGCCUGCUGGUACUUUCAGACUUAGACGUCACGGUUUGGGCGGACAGCUCGGACCCGACGUCAUGUGUGUAUGUGCGGGCCAGCCUCACAGGCGGAUGGAAUGAACAGAUGUCUGGCGUCGAAGUAUCGAGCGACUUCGAUCUAAACGUUCCUUACUAUGGCCGCCUGGUGUGGAGCGCGUGUCAGCAGCUUUGCCUGGACACGCCGGGGUGCCGCAGUGCCAGCUACAUGGCCUCGGAACAGGUGUGCCGGCUCAAGUCUGCGACUUGCGCGGAGGCGCAGCUAGGCAAAGGGUGCACCGUGCUUGGCUCACGCUUUGAGGCCUUUCUCCAUAUAGACCGUUCAACUACCCUGGACUUCGUGGCGGCGAGCUGGCUUACUGCUAUGGCGUACACGGGGCUGACGUCUCAGCCGGGGACUUUCGAUGGAGCCGUUUCUGCGUGCCAGGAGUUGGGCACCCGGUUGACGUCUUUGCACUCCUCGGGCAACCUGAACACGCUGGUCCGCAUGGCCACAAAUGCGUCGCUGCAGCUAGCGCCUAGCACCCCCGGCAGCUCAGGGCCGUGGCACUACUGGCUGAACGGACGCCACAGCAGCAACACCGGGAACAUCACCUGGGCGGAUGGCACACGGUUCAUCCUGCGCCAAAACAUCACCGUGGACUCGCCGGGCGGGUGCUUUGCGCUGACCAUCUACAACACCACAACCCGGGCCCUAACGGUCCAGGCAUGCAACGCCACGGGGUAUCCACUUUGCUCAGCCUUCCCGAACGGUGUGGAGGCAUGGCGCUUCCAGCCCGAGAGCACGGUCAUCCAAGUGUACGACAACCGCCUAUCCGGUCUGGACACGGCGGCGUUCUGCGCCAGUAAGGGAGCGCGCCUGUGGCGGCCCUCCGGCGUGCGGGGCCGCGAGCUCAUUCAUGACGUGCCGUUUCAGACCCCAGCGGUCACGAACGCCUGGGUCGAUGGCUGGUGUGUUGAUGGGACUCAGGAGUGCUACUACCCAAACGGCACUCGCAUCAGUGCCGAGAUGAUGAGCCCAGACUUGGCGCGGCUGUACAGCGGCCCCGGCUGUGUGGUGUUGGGGCUGCCGGUAUCCAUCCCGGCCUACUACUACGGCGCUGCCUGCGACACCCUGCUCGCCAUCGUCUGCGAGUCAGUUCCUCCGGUGCCGCCGAUUGCAGGCAUGCAAGAUGUUCCGGCACGGCUACGGCUGUUAAGCCCCAACGCUUUUGCUUUCAUGGCGGCCCCGCGGACGUACAACGAGGCCGAGUCCCAGUGCGUCACCAUGGGCGGGCACCUGGUCUCCAUCCCGGACGCAAGCACGGAUGCACUUGUCUCAUCGACUUGGUUUGACAUGGAUGGGCCCAACAACAACUUCGCAAUUUUCAAGUACACCCGGCGGAUCCUUACGUACCUAGGCGGCGACUCAUACAAGGGCAAUGGCUUGGCCUGGUUGGAUGGGAGCCCGUACAACUAUGAGGGCGAGAAGCUGAGCGCCUCCUCCAUGAACAAUGAGGGCUGCUUAAUGAUGUCGUCGCUAGGAGCAGGCGCGCCGGCGCCGCGCUGGGAGGUGAUCCCUAAAACUGACUGCUCGACAAUCCGCUUCAACUACACCUGCAAGCUACCAGCAAAAGCAUAUGUGCAACCCUCCGCGGCGGUGGCCAGCGACGGGGCGCUGUUUGAGCUCCACUUGGAAACGCCGCGCACCUUCCCGGACGCUCAGGAGGCGUGUCAGGCGCGCGGCGGCAACUUGGCUUUCCUGUCACCUGACACCUCAUUUGAGGACAUCAAUUAUUUUGUGCGGCGGCUGCGCCACGAGCUCAUUGGCAUCAUUCCCAUUAUGGGGGACACGUUCGCGUACUUUAUUGGGGCUGUAACCAACAAGACCGAUGCGCAACUACGCUCGGCCGACUUCAGCUGGCUGGACAGCUCGGCUGGCCCAUUCAGCUGGCCCAUCUGGAAUGCCGGGUUCCCGCCUGGACAACCCGUGGAAUACUCGUUUUCUGCCGGCACACGCACGGCGGCAGUGUUUAUGUCUAAUAAUGGUGCCACCGUGGUUGCGCGUAAGCGCUACGACAACGCCCUGCCCUUCCUGUGCCGCAGUCCCUUGGGAACGCCUAUUGCGACUGCUAUGGCUGACGACGGCACGACGUACGAGGUGCUCCGCACGCCCUACGCGCUGCCGUACCAUGCGGCGGAGCAGGUGUGCCAGGAGCGCGGCGGCCACCUCGCCGGCGUGUCCUCGCCGCAGCAGCUGGGGGCGGUGGCGCAGCUGUGCAGCGCGGCGCUGCAAGCGCUGCCGCGGGCAGCCAGCGGCGGCUUUGAGAGCCACGACGUGCCAGACGGCUGCUGGGUGGGGCUGUACUGCCCAGCGGGAUACCGCGGUGAUGUCAGCUUCAUAGACGGUUUCGGCGAGCGUGCCCUACGUAGGUUGGCGAGCUUUCAGCCUUCCAUCCUCCAGGGCAGUAGCUGCAGCUCGGGCUCUGACUUGAUGUGGCUCGACAGCCGCAGUACCGCAGGCGACGGCGGCCUGGCGGGCCUGGUCAGCGGCGCAGCGUCUAGCCUGAACCCUGGCAGCCGCUGCGGUAUGGUGCGGCCCGGUGCCAGCAGCAACAGCAGCAGCACUGCGACGCUGUCUAUGUCGUCUUGCAAGCAGUUCGCCGCGUUCGUGUGCGAGCGUGGCGGCAUGAGCACUCCGCCGCCGCUACCGUCCAUCACCAUCACCCAGCCUGCAGCUACAGCACCGGCGGCGUCAGCAGACUCGAUCCCGUCAGGGGCGGCUCGCUAUCAGGGCUGCUACACGCUGGUGGAUGGGCAGCAGCGCGCGGCGGCGGCGGCUGGGUCGCUGGCACUGGCGCCCACGCCGCUGCCGGUCCUGCUGUCGCAGAACGCGUCCAGUCUGGCUCAGUGCUACAGCCUGGCGCAGCAGAGCGGCCUGGCGUUCUACAGCAUCGUGGGCGGCAGCGCUUGCUGGGGCGGUGCCGCUGCUCCGGGCCUGCCGUUCGUCAACGUCAGCGACGAUACGAUGUGCCGACAGGCCUGCAGCAGCGGGGACACUAGCAGCAGCGGCGGCCAGCAGCCAGGCUGUGCAGCGGCGGGCUAUGCGGCCGUGUUUGCGCUCACAGCUGCCGCUGCCGCAACCGCAACAGCUGCACCGGCCGCAGCGGCAACUGUCUAUACCUGCAUGGCUGAGGAGCUGGUAGCGGCCCCGAACGCCUCAGUCGUGGGGCAGCUGCACAUCAGCCCCUCCCAGCUGUCCCGCUGCGAGGCGCUGUGCUCCUCUCUGGCAGCCUGCGACAUGUACACGUAUGACACGCGAGCGGGCGCCUGUGUGCUGCUGGGUGUUCCCGGCGUCGCCAGCCUGGCCAGUCUGCCUGUGUACGACGCCCAGUGGGCCCGGGCCACGUGCGUUAAGGCUGUGCGGCUGGUUGCAAACUCCACGCUUCGGGAACUACCUACUUCCAGCUCGAUUGCAACUGUCCCUGGCCGCCCCACGCACCUAUGCAGCGCGGCGCUGGGCAACCAGCUGCAGGCCGCUGGGUCAGCAGCCCUCACGCCCCGGAACGGGCUGCCGGUAGCGGACGCAGCCGCUUGCGCGGCGUCCUGCGCUGCUAACGCCACCUGUCAGGGCUUCGUGGUCACACCCACGUUGGGCAACGCAAGCGCUUCCCUGCUGUGCACGACGCGCGCUGGGUUUGUGGUGGACCAGAGCUACGAGUGGGUGUCUGCACGGGCUUGGGUGGAGCUCCCACCUGCAGCCAGUAGCGCAAUCGCCGGCAGCAGCAGUGCUAAUGAGGGUUGUCUGGUACUUUCACGCCUCGUGCCGCCGCCGCCGUACAUGUGCACGGACUACGUGGAUGCGGGUGGCUGGGAGCUGCAGCAGCUCAACACCUCAGACGAGCAGGCGUGUCGCAGGGCGUGUGAGGCGAAUGACGCGUGCUCCCUGUACGUUCUGUACUCCUCACCGCCCAGCUGCAGCCUGCGUUUCCGGGCCUUCUACAACAACACAGCUGCAUAUGCCGCCGUGAAGGGCUCGAACCUGCGACUGGACAGCACCAAGCUCGGCACCGUUCGCAGCUGCAUCAACACGUACCGGCUCUUGCAGCCCUUUGUGUCCCCUUCAAUGGGCCGUGCCAGCCGUCAAGUCCGUCUCGGAGCAGAUGGCGCAUUUCACCUGUGCGUACCUCACAUGGACCUCCGCGGAGUCAAUGACUUCUCGGCAGACACGUUUGACGACACAAAAUGCGCGGCGGAAUGUGCUGCACACUCGACCUGCAACUAUUUCAUCACGACCUACGACGCCUUUGAGACUGGCGUUUGCUACACAAAGCGCGAGCCAUACAUCUUCACGCUCGGCGAGGACGCUGAAUUCCCAGAUACUGGUGGCCUCACGCGCAUUGACAUGGUCAGUGUUGCGGACUCGUGCUUUAACCUGGAGCGGCAGCUGCCCCGCAGCGCGCCCGUCUACGUGUGCGCGCAGCAAUACAGCGCCGUGUUUGCGGCGGGCGCGCGCAGCAUUGCGUCUGUCGCCACCGCAUACGCUUGCGAGGCGCUGUGUAAUGUCGACGCGGGCUGCGUUGGCUACACAUGGAUGGCGCACAACAGCACGUGUGUGCUGGGAACCAGUAACAGUGGCAGCAGUAACAGCAACAGCACCAGCAGCACCGCUGGAGGUCUGGCGGCGCGCACGACCGGGCCGUCCUGGCUGGCCACCCAGACGUGCUUCAACACUCCACGCCUUCAGAGUGCAAAAGACAAUGGCACCGCAGGACUGUACAUCCAGGCGAGCAGCACAUGGCAUUAUUGUCAGUGGGGUGACAGCAUCCUGGGCCCGGCGGCUCAGCUUCAGCUAGACAUCCUCGGCGUAAGAAUGAUUCUGAACGCAGGGGUCGCAACUAGCAGCUUCGCGAGUGUCCGCAACUGCACUCGCGAGUGCGCAGCCGUUGACGGCUGCCAGACGUUCAGUCUUACAUGGCAGAAUGCCACGGAUGUAUCCCCCGUGUGCCUGUUGCUGGGAUGGAGCUCGGCAGCACCCUACUCAGCCGUGCAGGUGCCAUCGGGAUCGUCCACGCAGUUAUCGCUGACCUGCCUGGUGCUUGCGUCCGAGCGCGCGUUUCCCGCGGCGGCCGGUGGCCUUGUGCACCCGCGCGUGCGACCGGCGGCCGUGCAGGCAUACCGCAGCAAGCAGUACAGCGUGUACCUGCAGCCCGCCAGCUACAGCCUGGCAGCUGCCACUUGCCAGAGCGCCGGCGGCGGAGGCCAGUUGCUGUCUCUCAACAGCGCCCAAGAGCUGACGGUGGUGCAGGCGCUGCUGCGGCCGUACCUACAGGCAAGCACCCAUCCUGCAGCCGGGUCGGCGCAGCUGGACACGACUCCGUUCUGGACGGGGCUGGUGUGGUCUGGCAACAGCACCGGAUGGAGCUACAGCCAUGGCCGCAAAACCGAUGUGACGUUUGUGGGCUCGGUGCUACAGUCAGGGGCUGCAGGAGGCUGCGGCGCGCUCGACCUCAUAGGUGGAGCAGCAGGGCUCCGCGCGGCCAACUGCACCGCCUGGGCCCUGCCGUUCGUGUGCGAGUAUGAGAUGCCGGCCGUCGCGGUGGAUGGAAUCACCAGCUCUGGACAGCCACUGCAGCUGUUCCCCGCGCAGGCCGGAUACAGCCAGGCACUGCAGCUUGCCUCGGCUGCCGGCGCAGUGCUUGCGGUGGUGGACUUGUCAGCCGCGGCUCCCGGCAGCAGCGGGCGCCACCGCGCACGCGCGCUGCUGCAGGCGCAGUCAGGAAGCGGGGCGGUGCGCUUUGGUAGCGCUUCCGCUGCUGCCGCCGCAUGCGGUGCGCAGCAGCUGCUGUCCUCGGGCUGCUGGGUGCAGCUACAGCCGCCGGCAGACGCCUGCAACAGCACCAGCGGCACUGCAGCGCUGUGCGGCGCGACCGCGCUGCUGCUGACGGAUGCCGCAUCCAUGACGGCUUCCACGCUGCAGUCUCUGGCCGGCCUCGGGUCUGGCACCAGCAGCGUUGGCAGUGGCAGCAGUACGUGUGCAGCGGCCCUGGUGUCCAGCGCCUCUGGCAGCGCCUCCUACGUGCGCGCGCCGUGCGCCACCCAGGCAGCCUUCUUGGCAGCUGUGGUGGACCCGGAAGCGCCGCUGCGGGCUGCGAUGGCAUCGCCUCCGCCACCCCCAUCCGAUACCACCAACAGCGGACUCUCGGGCGGCGCCAUCGCCGGCAUCGUGGUGGGCAGCGUCAUCGGCGGUCUGCUCCUGGUCGGUUUGGCAAUGUUUGGGUGGAUGCGAUGGCGGGGCGCCAAGCCCGCAGGCAACGGCAGCAAUUCCGAUACCAAAGCCAACGGCAAGGUAGAGGAGAAGAAUGGCAAUGGCUGCGACCAUUUGGCAGGUGCCGGGACGAAGGACAACAAAAACGGUCCGAAGACGGACCGCGGCGCUCCGUAUGCUGUCAGCGUCACUGGCGACAGCCUGGGCACCGGAGAGGCCACGCGCCUGCGCUCCAGCAGCGAUGGGCCGCUGGUGCUGGCGCCCGUGUCUUACGGGUCGUCUAGCGUGCAAGCAACCGGCGCAGCAGGCAGCCCAAAGGCUGGCGCAGCACAGCAUCAACCCUUUGACGGCUGCCGCGCAGUCACCGGCGGCAACUCGGAGGGCUACGACCAGAGCAACUCCGACGUGACGACCGCCACAACUGUGGCUGGCGGCGGCGCUGGUCUCAACAGCAGCCGCAGCCACUACACGUACACCAACAGCGUCCUGUCGCUGCAGGACCGCUCGCGUGAACCGGCACCAGGCAGCCCGCGUGUGCUGCGGCAGCUGGUGGUGACGGCGGAGGACCCAGACCACCUGGACGUCACGUGGCAGAUCGACCCCAACAAGGACGUAAGCUGGGACGAGAACGAAGAGCUGGGCAAGGGCACUUUCGGCGUCGUAUACCGGGGACUCUACAAGGGUGAGCCCGUGGCCAUAAAGACGGUUAUGCGUGGCGGACACGGCAAGUACGAGAUGGAUGCACUCAAGAGUCUGCUGCAAGAGGCGCGCAUCCUGGCGAAGGUGCGGCACCCCAACGUCGUCACCUGCUACGGGGGCUGCAUCACCGACAAGAACGUCUUCAUCGUCGAGGAGCUCAUGCAGCAAAACCUUGGUGAGCUAAUCCACUCCACCGGCGAGGCACUGUUGCCGCUCGAGACGGUGCUGCGCAUUGCCAUGGACGUGGCCAACGGACUCUUCCAGCUGCACCCCACCAUCGUGCAUCGCGACCUCAAGCCCGACAACGUGCUGCUGGACGCGGCCGGCCGGGCCAAGAUCAGCGACUUUGGGCUGGCGCGGUUCAAGCUCCAAUCGUACCUGGCCUCCACCAAGAACUUUGCGGCGGGAACGAUUCCGUUCAUGCCGCCGGAGGCUUUGGGUGAGGAGAUCAACAAGAUUUCGGAGAAGGCUGACAUCUACUCCCUGGCUGUGGUGUUAUGGACGAUGCUGACCGGCAAGGUGCAGCCGUGGCAGAACUACCACUACGCAGCGGUGUUGUACAAGGUCUCCAUGCGCGGCGAGCGACCGGCGCUUCCAGAGGAUCCCAACCGCUGCCCGGCCCGGCUGGCGGGCCUCAUCAACCGUAUGUGGUCGCAAGACCCUGCGGCGCGGCCGGGCGCGGGCGAGGUCCUGAAGCAGCUAGGGGUGAUCCUUCGAGACGUGGAGCGAGUGAUGAGCUCGGGGGCCGCCCAGAGCCACCGGCACUCCACCACACUGGACUCGCCGUGCAGCCAGUCCACACGCGACGGCGCGCACGGCAGCGGGCAGCAGCGCGAGGGCGGCAGCAGCGGCAAGCGCAGCAGCCGUGCACUCUCGCCCGCCCCUGGCGAUGCGGCAAGCCGGUAAAAACUUCUGCAUUGCACAACAUUUGAGGGGUUAUCGUCAUGCAACAAGCAUUGCUCGCAGUACCCCCUGGUUUGGGGACGCCCGCUUAGAGCAUCACGACUGGUGAUGUUAGAAUGUGUAUUCGCUGGCAAGGUGGGACGGGCAAACUGAUUACUUUCAGUAGUACAGUAUCAAUGUGGACGUCCUUUCCUGGGUGUUGGCUGUGGUUUUGUCGCCGAAUGGUUGGUGGUUGGCAGAGCCACGAUACUGUAGAGCUGGUGGAUACUGUAGACAUGUGCUUCGUAAAUUCGCCCUUUGUUGCGCCAGCGGAUACCAAUGAUGAGGGUUCCUUGGUGUGGUACAGGGUGUCGGGCUUGCUGCUUGUCAGACUGCGUGGGGCUUGACUGCAUGGGGCUCGCUAAUGGUAUGGGAGCGCGAAGCCCUUCACAAACACGCGGGUGUUAGCUAUGCCCUUCAUGAUACAGUCGCAACUAUGUAUGUGGGUUGCGUGAGUCCAAUAUGGGCGCGACCCACCGACCCAAUCCUGGCUCGCCUCCCAUCCGUGGCAUCACCCGCGGCGGUCUUUCAACUAGCUGGGUAUGACGCCGGUCUUGAAGAGGGGUCAAACGGAAAGGGACUUUUUAUAACGCAUGGGUC
This is a messenger RNA of Chlamydomonas reinhardtii, 8961 nucleotides long. RefSeq lists its product as uncharacterized. The coding region runs from base 235 to 8325 and encodes 2696 amino acids. The record is from RefSeq and is a predicted model, not a curated record. Lineage: Eukaryota; Viridiplantae; Chlorophyta; Chlorophyceae; Chlamydomonadales; Chlamydomonadaceae. Gene Ontology annotation, molecular function: protein kinase activity; ATP binding. Gene Ontology annotation, biological process: protein phosphorylation. The transcript has 30 exons.